Molecule: messenger RNA, 590 nt
Organism: Coffea arabica (coffee)
Lineage: Eukaryota; Viridiplantae; Streptophyta; Magnoliopsida; Gentianales; Rubiaceae
Source: RefSeq, a predicted model, not a curated record
UUUUUCUUCAUCUGGUUAAAUACAGGGAAGCAUCCUGUAAAACAAUGGCUAUCCGUCUUCCUCGUAUUAUUCAAGCUGAGCAAAUUCUUAGGUGCUCUGUAUUGACAUUUAAUGCUGCCAUUUCAGCUUCUGUAGAUGUUCCAAGCGGCUAUUUAGCGGUUUAUGUUGGAGAAAGUGAAGAGAAGCAAUUUAUAAUUCACGUUGCUUACCUGAAUGAGCCUGCAUUCCAAGAGUUACUAACAUGGUUCGAAAUAUUGACCGAUUCCAAUAUGAAUCGGUCGAGUCGUAACUGGACCAAAGGGACUGAUGUAAAACAAUCGAGACCACGACACAGCUACGACCCACAAUGGCGAACCACGGUUACUAAGCCAAGAUGAGGAAGAAUUUGGUUGUGAUCAUCCAAUGGGUGGUUUGACAAUCCCCUGCAGAGAAGACAUAUUCAUCAACCUCACUUCUCGCUUGGGCAGAAGUUUGAGUUAGCUGAGCUGGCACGCAUUAAUAGACAAUACUUGUAAUUAGUUGGUAUAAGAAAGCACAAAUUUUGUAAUGUAGAGCAAGCAGAUUGAUUUUGUACAGUUGCCUUUAAAUGA